Messenger RNA from Brassica rapa (field mustard), 1481 nucleotides. RefSeq lists its product as uncharacterized. The record is from RefSeq and is a predicted model, not a curated record. Lineage: Eukaryota; Viridiplantae; Streptophyta; Magnoliopsida; Brassicales; Brassicaceae.
CUAACUCCAUUCAUUAUUGUCCACAAGCGAAACAACACAUCACACAAUGAACAUGACCACUUCGUGUUCUUCUCCUUCUUCCCCGCGACUCUUCGCCACCAAACCUCAACUCUACAAAGCUCCUCUCUCGUCCUUCUCAACUCCAAAACGCCGUCGUUCUCCCGCUCGCCGUAACAGAAACUCCAAUGACUCAACUUACAGCGACAGCAAUCUUCUUACAAUCUCCACUUAUUCUUCCUAUGAAGAACAAAGCCUAAGCUUAACCCUAGACGUCAACCGUAUCUCCUCCCUAGCUACCUCCCGCUUCAAGCUCUUUCUCGAUUCAGGGAAAGACGCCGUCUCCGACUUGCAAACUCUAGUCUCGCUAGACGACAACAAGCGCGUCGUCGUCACGUGCAGGAAAUCAACUAUGCAGUUCGUUGGAGGUGUUGUCUUGCUUGGACUCGUGUUUGGUUUUGCUAUUAAGGUUCUUGUCCACUUAGGAACAGCUUUUAAGGGUGGUUUACAAGGUAGACCCAAGUUAGUAGUUAGGAGAGAUAGGAGUCUUGGUGGUAAGGAAGUGGUUGUAGCUGUUGAUACCAUUCGUUCAUCUUCUUCAAGCUCCAUAGCUUCUUCGUCUGGUCAGGCUUCUAGAAGUAACUCUGUAGCUAGAACCCUCAAGCAUAGAGCUCAGAACAAUUUGCCGAAAUGGUGGCCUGCUUCAUUGCCUAGUCAGAGCUUGGAAGUAGACAAAGAAGACUAUCAGAGAGAAGCCAACAGAAUCGUUCGAGCAAUCGUGGAUAACAGAACCAGUGGAAGGGACAUCACGGAGAAUGAUAUCAUUCAACUGCGUAGAGUAUGUAGGAUUGCUGGAGUUAAAGUCUCUAUUGAGCCAACAAAUACUCGAGAUUCCUUUUACAGAACAUCUGUUGACUUUGUCCUAAAUGCUUGCAGCAGAGCUCCUUGGGAGUCUUCUUCUGUGGAGAUUUGUAGUGAAGAUGCUCGAGAGUUCAUCGCUGGGCUUGCUGAGAACAUUGGGCUUGCAAAGAUAGAUGCUGCAAGGAUGGUUUCUGCUGCUGUUGCUGCACGCACACGUUCAUGGUUUCUACAAGCUUGGGCUCUGGAAAUACAGGGUAAACAUUCUGAAUCGGUGGCAGAACUAUCGAAAAUAUGCCUCAUUCAUCGCAUAUUUCCUCCUGAGGAGUACUCUGCUGAGAUGGAAAUGGUGGCAAGAGGGCUGGAGAAACUCAUGAAGCUGGAAGAGAGACAGUCUCUAAUGAGAACGUUUGUUGGAAUGUGUUGCAGUGAAGAGAGUCAGAGAAGUGCUGCUGAAGCUCUUGGUUUGAUUCCCUCGUAGUUAAACAACUUCUUCUACGCCAUUUUUUUCAACUUCUUAGUGACAAUUUAAAACAAACCCUUUUCAUACACUUGUGUUCUAAUCAACUUAACAGAGUGAUUUUUAAUUAGAUGACACAAGUUAUAGAAACAUUUUUUUAGUCCUA